AUGCCCGAAACCAAUAUGAUGCUUUUCCUUCAAGGUUUAUGGCUAUGCCUUGGCCUCGCUGUCUUUUAUGGUCUAUAUCGUGGCAUCUACAACAGAUAUUUCCAUCCUCUACGGCAUUUUCCAGGCCCCUUUUGGGGCUCCGUCUCCGACUUUUUCAAGUUGUGGAUACUGCAUACAAAGCAAGCUCACACUCUGGGUCUCAAAUACCAUGAGAAAUAUGGGCCGGUGGUGAGAGCCGCGCCCAACUUGCUGGCCGUGAACGAUCCGCUGCUUCUACCCCAAAUCUAUCACCGGCGGGUGGACAAGACAGACGUCUAUACAACGGGCGUGUUGGGCGAACUGGCUCCUCCGUUCCAGACUAUCAAGCAUGAAGACCAUGCUGCAAAGAGAAAGCGUGUUGCCAACUCGUUCACACUUACCAAUCUAAAGCCUCUUGAGGGGCAGAUUGAUGCUCGAGUCGUCCAGUGGACCUCUGUGUUGAACGAAAAAUUCGCCCAGACAGGCGAGAAGAUGGAUUUCGCGCAGUGGUCCCAAUGGUUUGCGUAUGACACUAUUUGCCAGCUCUCAUUUGGCGAACCUUUAGGCUUCGUGAAAGAGGGGCGGGACAUUGAGGACCUGAUCGGCAACUUCCAUGACAUGGCGCCGUUCGCCGCUGUCGUUGGCGCGCUGCCAUGGCUUGCAAGACCACUCCUCGAGAAUCCACUCACCCGCCGCUUUGCCAUGCCCAAACCUGGAGAUGGUAGUGGGACUGGGAAAAUUAUGGCGUUUAGAGACAAGCUUCUCGAACAGCGACUUGAAGACCCCAAAGCCUCUCAAAGAGGUGACUUUCUUGACAACAUACUCGCCUCCAAGAAUGCCGAUGGUAGCCCAAUCACGCUCGAUGAAGUGAAGACAGAAUGCUUUGUGCUCAUGGUUGCUGCAUCUGACACCACAGCUGCUUUCUUCUGUGGCUUCGUCCGAUACGUCGUGCAAACACCAGGAGUCUACGAGAAGCUCGUUGCUGAAAUCGACGAUUUCGACCGACGUGGCUUGCUCAACCAACCAGUUCCACUCUUCGAGCAGGUCAAACAGAUGCCUUACUUUAAAGCAUGCCAUUUGGAGGUUACUCGAUUCUACCCUUCCACCCCAAUGAUCAUCCCCAGAUAUGUGUCCGAAGGCGGGAUGGACUUAUAUGGCGUGCAUGCACCUGCCGGGGCCGAGAUCGGUGCCAACCCAUACGUGAUCCAGCGAGACAAGAAAAUGUUCGGCGAAGACGCUGAUGUGUUUCGCCCUGAGCGAUGGCUGGAGGAUGAGGCGAGAGCGGUGCAUAUGGAGAAGCAUAUCCUUACCUGGGGCUACGGGACGAGAAUCUGUCUUGGCAAGAAUAUCGCGCUGAUGGAGACGUACAAGCUCAUGAGUCAAGUAAACAUUGUCUACAAUGCUCCUUCCGUGGCGUUGGCUAAUCCAUGCCGACAGUUUUUCCGAGUCUUCAAACCGAGCAUCUACGACAACAACAAUGUGUGGAGGGCGGAUAACCUGGCUCUACUGGUCCAUUGGGACAUGUGGAUCAAUAUCCAAGCGCGAGAAUCCAAGGUUGAGGAGAAAAUAGCGAGUUAG
This is a messenger RNA of Letharia lupina, 1596 nucleotides long. RefSeq lists its product as uncharacterized. Lineage: Eukaryota; Fungi; Ascomycota; Lecanoromycetes; Lecanorales; Parmeliaceae. The transcript is spliced from 4 exons. The coding region runs from base 1 to 1596 and encodes 531 amino acids. Gene Ontology annotation, molecular function: iron ion binding; heme binding; oxidoreductase activity, acting on paired donors, with incorporation or reduction of molecular oxygen. The record is from RefSeq and is a predicted model, not a curated record.